Molecule: messenger RNA, 1329 nt
Organism: Acytostelium subglobosum LB1
Lineage: Eukaryota; Evosea; Eumycetozoa; Acytosteliales; Acytosteliaceae
Exons: 4
Molecular function (GO): hydrolase activity, hydrolyzing O-glycosyl compounds
Source: RefSeq, a predicted model, not a curated record
AUAUAUAUAUAUAAUAAUACGAUGAGAUUAUAUUUAUUAAUAUCAGUAUUCCUAUGCUUUGGAAUGAUGGCUGAUGCCAUGAAUCCAAACAUUGUUGUCGAUGUCAACACAAAGAGAUACUUGGACACUGAUGGAAGAGAGAGAUACUUCCAUGGUGUCAAUGUUGUUUAUAAAAUCAGUCCUUAUGCACCUGGUUUGGAGUUUGAUGUCUACCAAUCAUUUGGACCACAGGACAUGCAGUACUUGCAGGACUGGGGUUUGAAUGUUGUUAGACUAGGAGUGAUGUGGGCUGGUGUCGAACCCGCACAAUCAGUGUACAAUCAGACUUACUUGUCAUACAUGAGACAUCUUGUAGACUUGAUGGAAGGCUAUGGAAUAUACGCUCUACUCGAUGGCCAUCAAGACCUCUUCUCCGAGGCCUACUGUGGUGAUGGUGCUCCAGCAUGGGCUGCCAAGCCCAAGGCCAAAGAGGCCUUCCCCCUACCAUUGGCCGCACCCUAUCCAUUGGACAAUGUUACUCACUUCCCAUCAAGAGAGGACUGUAACAAGUUGGGCUGGGCAGAUUAUUAUGGAACUAUUGCAUGCUCUGGAGCAUUCCAAUCAUUGUAUGAUAACUAUGAAGGAAUACAAGACUCAUACUCUGGAUACUGGCAGCAGAUUGCCACAACAUUCAAGACCAGUACCAAUGUGAUUGGUUACGAAUUGAUCAAUGAACCAUGGGCUGGAGAUGUCUACACUGAUCCCGAGAUCCUAAUCCCAGGUGUUGCCGACAGGAAGUACCUCCAACCAUUGUACGACCGUUUGAACACUGAUAUUAGAUCAAUCGAUCCUGAUGUAUGUAUCGACUAUGAUCGUCUUGGAUGCGCUGGAUUCUUGACAGAGUUUGGUGAGACCUCUGGAAACUCACCAUCAGUCAUCGAAUCAUCCACCAAGAUCAUGAACGCCGUGGAGACUUACAAACAAGGAUGGAUAUUCUGGAGUUACAAGGACUUUAUCCCUGGUGACUAUGAAUCAUUCUUCUACAACGCCAGCGGCCUGCCCGACCCAGUGCGCGUCAAGUUGUUCAGCAGGACCUAUGCCCAAGCCGUCGCCGGCACCACUGAGAGCACGGGAUUCGACUCAGAGUCUGGAAAGUUCUCCAUCACCUACACGAUCAAUCCAAACUGCCAACUCCCAACCGAGAUCUAUCUGAAUGAGGACAUCUAUUAUCCAAAUGGAUACACUGUCGAGAUUGUUCCAAAUAUGAUCGCCAACUACACCUCCACCACCAAUCGUAUCUUUAUACACCAUCAGCUGUCGAUUGCUGAGCCAGUGACUAUAUCAGUCUAU